Messenger RNA from Triticum aestivum (bread wheat), 1450 nucleotides. RefSeq names its product probable enoyl-CoA hydratase 2, mitochondrial. Gene Ontology annotation, cellular component: mitochondrion. Lineage: Eukaryota; Viridiplantae; Streptophyta; Magnoliopsida; Poales; Poaceae. Gene Ontology annotation, molecular function: catalytic activity. The record is from RefSeq and is a predicted model, not a curated record. Bases 1 to 1083 code for a protein of 360 amino acids. Gene Ontology annotation, biological process: fatty acid beta-oxidation. The transcript has 8 exons.
AUGUCUCACGCGACAGCGACAGCGACAGCGGACGAGUCGGUGGAAUUUGGCCGUCUCCUCACGGGCGUGCUACUGACCUGCCACGAGAGCAAUGUCUAUCCAAGCGCGACGGUUGUUGACUCUGCCUCUGCUCUUUCCUCCGCCCAGCACCAGUCUCCCACUCUCGCCCGACUCUCCACUAUGCGCGGCCUCCGGGGCCUCCUCGCCGUCUCCGGCCGCCGCGCGGCGGCGAGCGGCGCCUCCUCGUCUCCCCACAGCGUCCUCUUCGCCCGUGCCCUCCAGAUCCUCUCCCAGCCGGAGCCCGUCCGCCUCCACAAGCUCUCGGCGCCCGACUCCGGGAUCGUGGAGCUGAGGCUGGAGCGGCCGGAGGCCAGGAACGCCAUCGGGAAGGAGAUGCUCAAGGGGCUGCGGAGCGCCAUGGACAAGGUGGGGGCCGACCCGACGGCCAACGUCGUGUUGGUCGCGAGCUCCGUGCCCAAGGUUUUCUGCGCGGGCGCUGACCUCAAGGAAAGGAGGUUAAUGGGCCCUUCUGAAGUCCGGGAAUUUGUUAAUACCUUGAGAGCUACAUUCUCAUCCUUUGAGGCACUCCCUAUUCCUACAAUAGCUGUUGUUGAAGGAGCUGCUUUUGGCGGUGGGCUAGAGUUGGCUCUUUCAUGUGAUCUUCGUAUAUGUGGGGAGAGUGCAACAUUCAGCUUGCCAGAAACCGGCCUUGCUAUUAUUCCUGGAGCUGGAGGGACACAGCGUCUUCCAAGGAUUGUUGGAAGGGCCAGAGCAAAGGAAUUGAUAUUCACUGGCCGUAGAUUUGAUGCGACAGAAGCUGUAAAUAUGGGGGUAGUGAACUACUGUGUUCCUGGUGGUGAGGCUUAUCAAAAGGCUCUUGAACUUGCCCGGGAGAUAAAUCAGAAAGGUCCGUUAGCGAUAAGGAUGGCCAAGAAGGCCAUCAACGAAGGGAUGGAGGUAGACCUGUCCUCUGCGUUGGCUGUCGAAGAAGAGUGCUACGAGCAAGUUCUGCACACUCGGGAUCGCCUUGAAGGUCUAGCUGCAUUUGCAGAGAAAAGAAGACCUUUGUACACAGGAAAGUGAGGCCGUACUGAAGUCAGCCCUGUUAGCCUCUUAUGUCUUAUCUGCUGAUACCCUGAAGAAUGUGUCCUUGUUCCAAAAAAAAAAAACCCUGAAGAAUGUGUCUGGGAUGCUAGAUUAUUUGCAGAUGGAUGUGCUACAUCUUCUGAUUGUCAUGAUCGCCUAAAACUGAAAUGAACCGCACCCAUGUAACUGUAAGGUAGGAAAGCUAGCAUGUGGAGAUGCUGCGGUUUGGUUUCGUCAUUGCAUUUUUCUUGGAUAAUCCAGGCUUGGGUAGAAGAUGGACUGGACUGGACUGGAGUCGCUGAUUGUACCUUUUCUUUUCUACUCUCUCCGUUCCUAAAUAUAAGUUUUUCUAGAGAUUUCAAUA